Molecule: messenger RNA, 1727 nt
Organism: Atta colombica
Lineage: Eukaryota; Metazoa; Arthropoda; Insecta; Hymenoptera; Formicidae
Gene: Lsd-1
Product: lipid storage droplets surface-binding protein 1
Exons: 8
Coding region: 35-1405 (456 amino acids)
Biological process (GO): positive regulation of triglyceride storage; lipid storage
Cellular component (GO): lipid droplet; cytosol
Source: RefSeq, a predicted model, not a curated record
UUCAUAUAUAAUCGAUGUGUCAUAGGUCAAACCGAUGAGAUAUCCAUUUGUAGUCUUCGUCGAGCAGUCAACGGCGCGUUCUGCGGUCGAAACGCCGAGUUUUCUUCGUUCAUCCGAUAGCAGAUUCGGACGCGAUUGGCCCAGUACACGAUAUUCAGAACCCGUAGUUUUCCCCCGUUUCAUCUCGCCUUUGCUCUUAGCAACUAUUUUCCAUAUGGGGGAAACAAAUGCGAAAAGGCGGCAUUCGGAUUUGCCGCAUUUUAAAUCUGUGACUAAGCUCUCCAGUCUUCCUAUCAUAGAAAGCGGUAUAUACAUCGCUAAUAAUGUGUAUACCAGAAUAAAGCGUUCGAAUUCUUUAAUGAAUUGGAGUUUAGAUACAGCGGAGCAGUCAUUAGCGAUUGCUACGGCAAAGGCAAGACCAGUAAUUGUUGCACUUAAUAGACCCAUUAUGACAAUUGAUCAAUUAUUGUACAAAGGUAUCGACAUCGUUGAGCAGAAAGUACCGGCAGUGCAACUUCCCCCUCAUGUUAUAUAUUUAAAUACGCGAGACUAUGUAAAUAAGAAAAUUGUUAAACCGGUUCUAAUACGUGCCGGAAAUGUUAAGCAAAUCGGUAGUCAAGCUGCCAACGCUGCUGCUGAUAGAUUGGACGGUGCGCUGACAAUUGCGGACGAAUAUAUGGAUCGUUACUUACCAGGAGAUUCAACUGAUAAAGAUUCAGCUAAUAAACAUCAAACUGAUAAAGAUGAAGUCAGUUCCAAUAAAACCAUGAGCAAAACGAUACGAACGAUUAAACAUGGCGCGAGGUUCUCGCGAAACCUACAAAGAAGAUUAACGCAACGCACUUUAGCCGAGGCGCGCGCACUCAAACAGCAAGGAACAGAGUGCGUCCAUGUUCUUAUAUAUGUCGUGGAAUUGAUAGUCACGGAUCCAAAAUUAGCUAUGCAAAAAGCAAAAGCGUUAUGGGGUUCAUUGAGUCAACCCGAGCCUGAAAAUCAGGCGCGUCCAGAAACGCUCGAACAGUUCCUCGUGCUUUUGACGCGCGAAUCCACACGGCGCAUAGUGCAUCUAGUGAAUGGUACGAUGGCAUUGGCAACGAGAACUCCAAGGCAUUUAAGUCAUCUACUUGCCCAGCUUUCUCAUCAAUUACUUGACAUCGCAAAUGCUUCAUUGCAGAUGAUACCUGCGCUUAUAGGUAAGAGCAAUACGGUAAAAGAACAAAUAUCUAUUAUACGCUCUGGUAUUGAAAAGCUGAAUUCAACUGUAAAUUUAAUGUUGGAAAAAUUUGCUACAUUUUUGGCUGGUCGCCCUAGCCCUCAAAAGACAUCACACACGCAAAACCCUGAGCAGAAUCACAACAACCACACGUCAGAGACUUCCGAUCCUCCAACAAACGGUAUCGAGUAACAAGUCUUGCCUGAAAACUGCUACGUGCGAGUUUCUUUCCCCUUCUGGUAUGGUUUUCAAUUACAAGGUCAAAGACACGAGGAUAGAAAUUGCAUCGCUGCUUAUUGAUUAGCAUAACAUCUUAUCGAUCGCGAUUAACAUUAUUUUUUAGGAUUUUGUAUUCGUGACACAACACGUAAUAAAACAACAAAAUAUAUUUUAUCAAUGGCACAAUGUACUCGUGCUAUACCCAAUUUACUUCUUAAGUUAGUCAUUAGUCAAAACUAACAUCUACGAUAAUUAAAUGUAAGUGAAGAAAUAAAGAACCGUUUUAAUUGCGACA